CAUUUUUUGGCCUUCAUCAUCCGACGUGCUUUGUGUCUAAGGUCGGUCACUAGUGACAGUGUCCUGGACCCAGCUCGAAUUUUUCUACUGCUGUCAUAGCCAAGUGUUAAUGCGCUACAUCAUUCGACUGUGCCACCGACAGUAGCUGCUCACCUCGUCGCUGGCGAAGGACAUCUUCACAAUUGUCUCAAUGCUCAGGAUUCGCAGCAAGCGCUGCCGCCUGUGAACUCACUUGCCGGCCGCCGCUUUGAUUCGGAGCUCCGGGCAUGCUGUGAUACUGCGCUAUCCUCACUCAAGAACAGCGACAUCUUGUCUGGCCAUAUACCGGAAAGCAUCUCCGCGGAUUAUUUCUACUGAGCUUCCAACAUGAAGUUCGGAAAGCAUAUCCAGAAGCGGCAGCUUGACAUUCCCGAAUAUGCGGCAAGCUUCGUAGACUACAAAGCGCUCAAAAAGCUCAUCAAGAAGCUUAGUGCUACACCGGUGUUGAGCGCGAACCACCAUGGCAGCGAUGGCGAACCUCUCCAGGACCACCAAGCCUCGUUGCAAGCCAACAAAGCGACAUUUUUCUUCCGACUCGAACGAGAAUUAGAGAAGGUCAAUACCUUCUAUCUGCAGAAAGAGGCCGAGCUGAAACUACGCUUGCGCACUCUCCUGGACAAGAAGAAUGCUCUUCAGUCUCGCUCUUCUGGAGCGUCGAAACUGUCAUCAAGCUAUGUCACCCUUGACGAAGGAUUCCGCCUCUUCAGCAGCGAUUUGGACAAAUUACAACAGUUCGUUGAGGUCAACCAGACCGCUUUCUCCAAGAUUCUCAAAAAGUGGGACAAAACUUCGAAGUCGCGGACCAAAGAGCUUUACCUCUCGAGGGCAGUCGACGUGCAGCCUUGCUUCAACCGGGACGUGAUUAGCGACCUUUCCGACCGGGCCACGACAGGCCUACUGGAGCUACAAGCAUGGGCCGAGGGAGAGAAAAUCACUUUCACACCCGCGGUCGAGUUGGCAAACAGAGCACAGCCUACAGGACAGGAUGAAGAAGUGGAGAAUCAAGUACUCCAGGCAAUCAAUGCUGGCAACGUGGGAUUGGUGCGGGAAUGGUCGAGCCGAGUAGCAGGUACCGAGGAUUCUGCAGAACGAAUCAGCCGCGUUUUCCUCAACACCGUCAACACCGCCGCGCCCACCGCUCAGACUCUGCUGUAUGAGACGGGGUUGGUGGACUUCAAUUACGCCGAUCAGAUUAACGAGCGCAACUGUAUUCAUGAGGCGGCUGUGAGCGGAAAACUGGAUAUUCUUCAAGCGGCUCUCGAUAAGGGAGCGAACAUUCGCGCCCCUGACGUGUACGGCCGACUGCCUUUGCAUUAUGCAUGCAUGCAUGGGAGGAUCGAAAUGGUCAGGGUGCUCGUGGACGCCGCACCUGAUACCGUCGACGCCAAAGACUUGGACAACUUCACGCCAUUGAUUCAUAGUAUCGUACAUUCACAAGCGGCGAGCGCGCAGGCAAUGUUGGAAUAUGGCGCGGUCGUCAACCCCACUGGCACGACAGACCACAUACCCUUGAACCUUGCCUGCCAGCAUGGCUCGGUUGCGAUUGUCGAGCAGAUCCUCCGGCAUGGACCCGAGAUGCUUCCGGAUGCCGAGGGCCUAUUGCCGCAGCAUCUCGUUGCACGCUUUGGAGGCGACAAUCAGAUUCUGGUCAUGCUGAAGAAUUAUGGAGUGAACAUGGAUCAGACCGACAAACUCUAUCAAUGGACUCCGAUCUUCCAUGCUGCUUCGGAAGGCCACAUCCACAACGUUCGUCAGCUGUUGGAAUUCAACGUCAACCCGGCAGCAAUCGACGAGAAGGAUCUUUCGGCUAUGUACUACGCUGCGUGGGAAGGCCAGCUUGAAUGCAUGCAACUUAUUGCGCAUGCUUGUGCUCGGGCCGUCGAAGAAUCGAACUCAAGGGCACAAAUCGAUUCCGCAGUGAUCUCCGCAGAUGUUCGGGCACCGCUGAUUGGAGGCACCCCGGCAAUCUCUAUCCCGGAUUCUGAGAUCAUCCCAUCCCUCAUACUGCCGCCCCCGAUUAUUCCACUCCGCCGGUAUGGUCACAACUUCUUGGAUACCACCAAGACUUUCAUCCUGCUAUCAUUUGAUAGCCUGGAUAGUGAUGCCAUCGAGUUCUAUGGUGAUACAAAAUACCCCGCGGCCCGUCUGACCAUUUCAUCGAAAUCUUCCGAUCUGAUCCCACGAAAUUUGCCGCUGCCAGUGCAGGAUGACUACAAGAAUAUCUCGUUUCAAAUCGAAAAUCUGAGCACGUUCAGCAUUGACUUUGAUAUUUACCCGACAUUCGGCAGCAAAGUCAUUGCUCGCGCUGCUGCAUCGAGUCGUGUAUUCACGGGAAAGAGCAGCAGCUCCGGCAAAUGGCAUUUGGAACUCUUCGAUCCUCGACUCCGCACAAUUGGACGUAUCAGCUUCCGCUUCCAAGUAGUGACUCCCUUCCAUGGAAUUCCUCUAGAAAUCACGCAUUUUGCAACCUACUGGAAGGCGACCACGCAGUAUGACGACCAUCCGAGCAAUCUCAUCACUGGAAGCAGCUUGUCGGGUGACUUCUUACGACUAUUCGUGCAAGUCACUCGAGAUGGUGUGCCAGUCCUCUACAAUGAUUGGGCCCUUCCCAGCGGCAGAAAUGAUUUGGUCAGCAGGGUCACAUAUGCUGAGUUCGAAUCGAUCGGGCUCGCUGCUGGCGGAGGCCAGAAAGUGAUCGAAGAUCUCGUGAGAUCCGGAAUCCACCCGGACAAUCUGGCGCACUCACACGUGCAAGUAGCACGCUCCUACACAUCGCUGCAAAAUGCUUUGGCUAUCCUGCCGGCUGAUCUCCAUCUUGAGCUCCAUGUCUGUUACCCAACUCGGGCCGAAGAAGACGCACGACAAUUGGGACCUACCCAGAACAUCAAUUUCGUGGUUGAUAGCAUCCUCAAAGUGGUGUUCGACCACGCGCGCCACCUGAGGGAGAAGAAAGACAGUCCUUUGAGGAACUUCGUUUUCUCAAGUUACAACCCUGACGUGUGUACUGCACUCAAUUGGAAACAACCUAAUUACCCCAUUCUACUGUGUAACGAGCUCGGCGUUGCUUCCACAGUCGACGGUCAACCACAACCCACAGAUGACAUGGUCACGAGCUGCGGCCGCACCGACAUGUCUAUCAAAGAAUCCGUGCGCAUCGCACAGAGCAACAACUUCAUGGGGCUGGUGUGCAGCUCGCGCUUACUCGACCUCGUGCCGGCAUUGAUUCCUUCAGUCAAGGAAGCCGGGCUGGUCCUCAUCGCGGACUACAGUAAAGAGAUGAUUCGGAGACGGCCGAUCAGUGUGCUCGAUCUUCAGAGCGGCGUGGACGGACUUCUGAUGAGCAACGCGGUGCUCAAGUUCAGAGAUACAAUUGAUCAAUAGACUGGUAGAAGUUUUGCAGGCUACCCGAAAAAAGUUUUUGUGAUCCGUCGUUUCACGAGAGGAGGCUGUUUGUUUGGUACUCUGAGAUACACAUUCCUAAAUAGUCCUUUGCCCAGGUGGCAUAGCCGCUGCACUAUAUAAAUAUGAACUCGUGUGAUGAAUAU
Molecule: messenger RNA, 3584 nt
Organism: Dissoconium aciculare CBS 342.82
Lineage: Eukaryota; Fungi; Ascomycota; Dothideomycetes; Mycosphaerellales; Dissoconiaceae
Product: ankyrin
Exons: 7
Coding region: 367-3420 (1017 amino acids)
Biological process (GO): glycerophospholipid catabolic process
Molecular function (GO): glycerophosphocholine phosphodiesterase activity; protein binding
Source: RefSeq, a predicted model, not a curated record